AUGUCUGAGGUCGACAAGGAGGCAAGCUUAGAGGUGAAACACCUUGAGACAAGUAGAACGUCCAGCAUCCCAUUCAAAGAGGCGAGCAUUGACAACGACGCCGAGUUUGGUGGAACCGAGGAGCGGAGAAAAUUAGAAAGAAAACUAGUGCGCAAGAUAGACGCUCGAAUGAGCAUUAUGGUGAUCAUAUACAUCUUAAACAGUAUCGAUAGGAACAAUGCAGCUGCGGCAAGACUGCGGGGCUUUGAAGAAGACCUAGGGCUUCAAGGCCAGCAAUUUGCAACCAUCCUUUCGAUUUUCUAUGUAGGAUACAUUCUAAUGCAGGUGCCUAGUAACAUGUUCUUAAAUUGCAAGUCAGAGAUAUGCGAUAAGAAGCGUAUUAAUAAUACUUUCACAGAUAUAGGAAAACCCUCCUUGUACCUUCCUGUAUGCAUGAUACUUUGGGGAGGAAUCUCGUGCCUUACAGGUAUCACACACAGUUUUGUUCCAGCACUUCUAACCCGCUUCUUCCUCGGCUUUGUCGAAGCCGCAUUCUUUCCCGGAGCACUCUUCAUUUUGUCUAAAUGGUAUAAGCGAGAAGAACUCGGCUUACGGACCGCAAUACUCUACUGUGGAAGUCUUUCUUCAAAUGCCUUCGGCGGUCUACUUGCGGCUGGAAUUCUAGAUGGUAUGGAGGGGAAAUUAGGUCACGCUGCCUGGCGUUGGUUAUUCUACUUGGAGGGCGCGAUUACAAUUGCAGUGGCUAUUCUGGCUGUUUUUGUACUUCCGGACUUUCCGAGUACAAGUAGUCGGUGGCUAUCUCCGAUAGAACAGAGGCUCGCAGAGCUGCGUAUGAUCGAAGACGCUGGCGGAGAGGCUGAUCACGACUCUAGUACGGAAGGACCAUUCUAUGGGUUUAUUCUUACUGUCAAGGACUGGAAGGUCUGGUGGCUUUCUGUCGCAUUGACCGCGCAAGUUGUUGGAUUAAGCUUUAACUCGUAUUUCCCAACCCUUACAUCAACCCUCGGUUUCAAUCGUACUAUCUCUCUAUUGUUAUGCGCGCCGCCAUGGGCGUUUGCAUCAGUUGUUUCGUUUAUCUGUUCACGACAUGCUGAUAAAACUGGCGAACGAUUCUUACAUAUCGCCGGUUCAUAUCUCGUCGGUAUUAUUGGUUUCGUUAUUGCUGAAGUGACGAUGAAUGUGGCAGCACGUUACAUCGCCCUUUUCUUAAUGGCGCAAUCUUAUGCGGGAUUUAUCAUUUUUUGGGCAUGGUGCUCAAAUUCGUUGCCGCGUCCACCCUCGAAACGAGCUGUUGCGCUGGCGCUCAUUAAUUCAUUCUCUCAACUAGGAAACGUAUCUGGAUCAUAUGUGUGGCCGACCAAGUGGGGAAAUACGGCAAGUUUUUUGGCUUAUAGUUCAGGCAAUAUUUUAACCGAAAGCUUUGCGCAGUACCGUAACUCAUAUGGGAUAUGUACCGCAUGCUUUGGGUUGACCAUCACUAUGUGCUUCGCUUUCAGACAACAUCUAAUAUCUUUAAAUAGUCGACUCGAGAGAGGAGAGGAAGUCGAUGGCAUUUGCGACAUGAGGGAUUUUGUCGAUGACGCAGUGGAAACACAAGAAGUUUCAACGGAAGAAAUCCAGCAUAGACGCAAGGGAUUUCGAUUUGUCUAUUGA
Rhizoctonia solani is the source of this 1653-nucleotide messenger RNA. RefSeq names its product major facilitator superfamily transporter. Bases 1 to 1653 code for a protein of 550 amino acids. The transcript is spliced from 9 exons. Gene Ontology annotation, cellular component: membrane. Gene Ontology annotation, molecular function: transmembrane transporter activity. Gene Ontology annotation, biological process: transmembrane transport. The record is from RefSeq and is a predicted model, not a curated record. NCBI's taxonomy places the organism in Eukaryota, Fungi, Basidiomycota, Agaricomycetes, Cantharellales, Ceratobasidiaceae.